CAGCUCCUCCCCCAUGCGCGCGGGGCUUCAUUUGAUCAAAUCCUUCAACUUGGACCACUUAGGCUCAGCUGCACUUUUUUACAACACUGCAUUUGGGCACCGCCACAACUUACGCAGCAGUUCCUCUUCCACAGCGCAGCAACAAUUAACACACAGCGGAGAGGCAGAGAGCGGAGUGUGGGGGGGAAAAAAAGGACUUCUUGCCUGCACCGCAUCUUUCUGUGCCGCCAGCCAUGGAGACGGGCUCCACAUUUUGCCCAAAGUGGCACAGUGCGCUUUGGCUUUUGCUUUUGAUGAUGCUCAGCUUUUUCCACGCAGCCAAAGCUGAGAUAACUUGCAGGUCGUGUCAGCCUGGAAAUAAGUGGCGCGCACGGGAAUUACUGUUGAAUUUCGACACGAGUGGGUCCUCGGCGGGGUUGAAGAGAGAAGUUUUGGGACGCGGGGACGGGGCGGCGGGGAGAGCCCGGGCUGCGGGUGGAGGGAGUCGGCGGCUCCGUUGCGCGGCGGGGUCCGCUGACUGCGCUCCGGAUGAGGCGGAGUACACGGGGCCACGGCUGGGACGGAAUACACGCAGCCUGCGCGCAAACGGUGACAUUGGCGAGAGCGAGUUUGCGAAGACUAAAGUUUCAUAUGUGAAAAUGAGCGGCCAGCGGAGGUCCAGCGACGGGGCCGGUCUCCCCUCGGCCGUCUCACUCAAAAGGCGCACCAGGAGGAACAGUGGUAAAGAUGAAGCCAGGUCCCCCCGCGCGGCCCGACGCCAGGACCCGGGAGAGGGCACCGGUUCGGCGGCGGCACGCAGAGUGACGCGCUCUGAAUUGCGCAGGAGCGGAGAGGAGCGGAGAGCCGCUGGUCCGAGGCAGGAGGAGCUCAAACUUAACAGUUCGACGUUCGCCUUGACCGGGGACUCAUCUCACAACCAGGCUAUGGUGCACUGGUCCGGCCAGAACAGCAGUGUGAUUCUGAUGCUGACCAAACUAUUUGACUUCAACCUCAACAGUGUGACUGAGAGUUCAUUAUGGAGGUCAACCGACUAUGGAGCAACGUACCAGAAGCUGAAUGACAAAGUCGGAGCAAAGACAAUACUCAGUUACCUUUAUGUGAGCCCGAACAACAAGAGAAAGAUCAUGCUGCUAACUGAUCCGGACGUGGAGAGCAGUCUCCUGAUCAGCUCCGAUGAAGGAGCAACCUACCAGAAGUACCGACUCAACUUUUACAUCCUCAGCCUGCUCUUCCAUCCUGAGCAGGAGGACUGGAUUCUUGCCUACAGCCACGACCAAAAGCUCUACAGCUCAGUGGAGUUCGGGAGGAGGUGGCAACUGGUGCAUGAGAGAGUGGCUCCGAAUCGCUUCUACUGGUCGAAAAUGGGUCUGGACAAAGAGCCGGGCCUAAUUCACCUGGAAACCAGCAUCUCUGAAGGACAGGCACUGUAUGUCACCUGCAAGCUGCAGAACUGCACAGAUGCCAACAAGGGCAAACCAUUCCCAGGCUACAUUGACCCCAAUUCUCUGGUGGUGCAAGAUGAGUAUGUCUUUGUCCAGGUAUCAACUGCGGGGAGGCCAAUCUACUACGUGUCUGCUAAAAGAGACGUCUUUACCCCGAUGAAGCUGCCCAAGUACACCCUACCCAAGGACCUGCAUGUGAUCAGUACGGAUGAGAACCGUGUGGUGGCAGCCGUGCAGGAGUGGAACCAAAACGAAACCUACAACCUGUAUGUGUCCGACACGUCAGGGGUCUACUACACGCUGGCUCUGGAGAAUGUGGUCAGCAGCAUGGGCCACGAGGGCAACGUCAUGGUCAAUCUAUAUGAGGUAGCGGGAAUAAAAGGGAUGUUCCUGGCCAACAGGAAGACGGAUAACCAAGUAAAGACGCACAUCACCUACAACAGAGGCAGAGACUGGAGGCUGCUGCAGGCGCCGAGCAAAGACCUGAGGGGCAACAACAUUCACUGUGUGCUACCGUACUGUUCGCUACAUCUCCAUCUCCAAGUUUCUGCAAAUCCCUACACAUCUGGAAACAUAGCCAGCAGGGAGUCAGCGCCGGGGAUCAUUGUCGCAUCAGGCUCAUUUGGCUCGGAGCUGACCCCCAGCAACGUCAGUGUGUACAUCACCUCAGAUGCAGGAAACACAUGGAGACAGAUCUUUGAUGAGGAGUAUGCAGUGCUCUAUCUUGACCAAGGAGGCGCCUUGGUUGCAAUAAGACACACUCCACUUCCCAUCCGACACCUAUGGUUGAGCUUUGACGAAGGACGGCAGUGGAACAAGUACAGCUUCACUAACACGCCUCUGUUUGUGGACGGGGUGCUGGGAGAGCCCGGGGAAGAGACUCUCAUCAUGACGAUAUUCGGCCACGUCAGUCAUCGCUCUGAGUGGCAGCUGGUGAAAAUCGACUUCAGGUCCAUCUUCAACAGGAGAUGUACAGAGGCGGAUUAUCAGACGUGGCACCUGCACAACCAGGGUGAGCCGUGCCUCAUGGGAGUGAAAAGAAUCUACCGGAAACUGAAGCCCACGUCCAGGUGUGUUAUGGGAAAGAUGUACUCGGUGUCAAUGACGUCGGGACUCUGCGAAUGCACAGAGGCUGACUUUGAGUGUGAUUAUGGCUACGAGAGACGGUCCAAUGGAAAUUGCAGCCCAGCCUUUUGGUUCCAUCCAUCAUCGAUGUCCAGGAGUUGCACAACGGGGAUGACUUUCCUUAACAGCACUGGCUACAGGAAAGUGGUGUCUAAUAACUGCACAGCUGGAGUCAGUGUGGAGUACACAGCCAGGAGGCGGCAGUGUCCCGUCCUAGCACCCAAAGGCCUCCACCUGGUCACCAGUGAGGGCACAGUGACAGCCACGUUGGGCAUCAAUGUCACCUUCCUCGUUUUUCUGGAGGAGGGUGACGGAGCGAGGACGAGCAUCAACCUGGACUUCGGAGACGGCCACGCUCUGACGUACUCCAACGUGAGCUCCAUCGAGGAUGGCAUCAAACACAUCUACAGGGCUGUGGGAAUCUACCGGGUGAUCGCCACCGGGGAGAACAGUCUGGGUUCAGAGGCCGCCAUGCUGUACCUACAUGUAACAUGUCAGCUGGAGUAUAUCCAUCUCUCAGCUCCCUUUGUGGCGGUGAGGAAUAAGGAAGUGAACCUGACUGCUGUUCUCUGGCCCAGCCAAGUGGGAACGGUCACCUACAUCUGGUGGAUCGGAAAUAACACAGAGCAGCCAGUAAUCACCCUAGAGGGAAGUGUAGCAUGCAUGUUCUCCAGGGAAGGCAUCAACACAGUCACCGUGCAGGUGUCUGCAGGGAAUACUAUUCUGCAGGACAGAAAAACCAUCGCUGUCCACGAAUAUUUCCGAUCUCAUCUGCUCGCCUUUUCAUCAAACCUUGACGACCACAACCCUGAUGUCGCAGAAUGGAGGCUGGACGUGAGCCGAGUCAUCAAGAACUCUCUGAUCCAGGCCACAGCCGUGAGAGAGGACAAGCUCCUGGUCGCCGUCCUCCCAGGUGUACCAACCGCAGCGGAGUUUUUCCUCCUGCCUGACAAACAGUUAACUGAGGGGAAGCCAGAGAAGACUGCUGCUCAUUUAGAUCAGCUCUCGGAGGUUUUGCUGAGCGCCUUGAACCAGAACCUUGUCCAGUUCACGCUGCGGCCGGGGGUCCAAGUCACUGUGUACGCAGCGCACCUAUCAGCAGCGCCCCUAGUGGACACCAGCGAGAACCACAGCAGCUCCGCCAUGCUAAUGCUGCUCUCCGUGGUGGUUGUGGGUUUAGCGGUGUUUGUCGUCUACAAAUUCAAGAGGAAGAUCCCAGGCCUCAACGUCUAUGCGCAGAUGCAGAAUGAAAAAGAACAAGAAAUGAUGAGUCCAGCCAAUCCAACAGAGGCCACGCCCGGCUCACAGCGGGACUUGGUGCAUUCUUUGGAGAUUCUGGACACAGAGUUGAACUCACGGCCCAUCGAAGUGAAAUGGUCUCGCGUGGGGCAGAACCAGAGCUAAACAAAAAUGAGCAUGACGGAAAGUAUGGUUGCCUCUAAGCAGCACAGUUAACACAUGGUUCUGCUCGGUACUGUUGCUCUUUAAUUCUCAUGAAAAUACAAACGAGGGACUUUUUAUAUCCUCAUUCCUUUUCAAUGAUCUGAAAAAAUGUACGUUGUUACCCACAAGUGCUGUGGUUCCAUGGAAUAUGACAUUUGUCAGUAUCAGUACUGCUGUUAGCACAUACUCACGUUAGGUCUACAUUUUCUUGAAAGUGAGAAUAGAGGGAAAAACAAAAAGAAAAGAAAGUCACACAUUCUCCCUCUUCUCAUAAACAAUAAAACACAUCGUGCUUGUUGCCAGUACUGAGCCGAACACUGUGGUCAGCUGUGACUCGAAGUUUAUGUCGGCUAAAAUUAGCAACAUUUUCUUAACUUUGUUGUGUUACUGACCUUCCGAUGUCCUUUUACUGACUUUGCUCCCGUUACUCGUUCACUGUUUCCAUUCUUUAAAGCUGCUUUACAUUCUUCAUCACCAUCUAUCAUCCAUUUGAUCCAGGUUAUUUCGAAUGUCUGAUGCUUCUACUAAAACCUAAACACGGCUGUUGGAUGAAAAACUUGACUCUUUGACUCUUUUACACUUAAAAGCUGCACACUUCAGAGACAGAUAUCUCUCUCUGUAGGAGCUUGGGGAAACCAAAACAGAGCUAAAAGGAGGGUUAAAAGAUGUGUUGGAUGUGUAAAUAGGUCAAGUUGAUGAUGCUAAUGUUUUUCCGCUUUUAAAAAUCACCUAAAAGUAUCAACCUUUCUUAGACUCAAGUACAAGAUAUCCUCCGAUAAUGACUUCUUCCUCUGCUCUGUCUUCCCUCAGGAUGUAUGAAACCUCAUGUACAUGUGAAAUUCUCCACAGAGCUCCCCACAUACAUCGUCUGAACUCUGAACUGGAUGACCACUCCAGCUGCAUCAUGGAUUUUUUUAAUCUUCUAUUUUUAUUUACCAUUUGGGACACAAUGGUUUUGAGCUUUACACAUACCUGUGCAUCUCGGACCCUGCUGACACAUACUGUGCUCUGUUCCAACCAGAUGAAACUGUGUACAGGUUUUUUUUUUUUAUUUAUGUAUUUCCUUUAAAAAUACAUGAAACUUUUUAAAAAUGCCAUUUAUUUAUACAAGUCGGAUACAUAAUCCAGAGAGAGCGGCAGCAUGAACCAGUGAGGGGAAAAUAAAAUAAGCAACAAUGUUUUGACUUUGCUUAUCUAAGAUUGGUUCACUGUUCUAUGAAGCUAACAGCAGUAGUGUAUUAUUUAUUCAUACAAAUAUACUUUUGUGAAAUAUGUUAUUAGAAGUGAACAAAACAUUUAUUUUGUAAAUCAUGAAUGUCUAUGUUAGAAAUGUGUGUAUUUUAAUAACAAAUGUCAUACUUAACAUAAAUACUGUUAUAAAAUAUGAAUAGGGUACUUCAAAGCUUUUGGUCCAUUGUCUCUAGGAAAGCUGAUUUAUGGCACAAUACACAUUUUCUACUGAAAUAACUCUUUUUUUCAGAUUUUAAUUUCAAAACAGAAAUACAGGGUUUGGUUUUCUGGAUUAAUUUAAACUUUGCUGUUUAUCUAAUGCUCCUGAUACUAUUUAUGAUAAAUGCCAGUUUGUAAAAUGUUUUUGUGCUUCAGAAUAAGAUAAAACUUCAUGGAAAUGGCACUGAACGGCACCUUCCAUCCACAACUGAUCCCCUUAUACCACCAGACUGUAACCUUUAGGAAUAGAAGGAGAAAAGCGGCGGGAGCGAAUGUCCCCCAAAGAAAACUAUUCCAAAGUUUCAGUCAGCUGCACCUCGACCUCGGCCACCAUCCCUACAGGAGGCCGAGUACAAUUUAUCAAGGCAAAGAUCUGAGGUGGCAGUUGGAAUGAGAUACAGCUGCUUUGUGAGAGAAUCCAAAGACCACAGCAAAGACAGAGAGACACAGAGACAGAGGUUAACAGAGAUGGAAGAGUGCUUUUUGGAGACGUGACGCAUUAAGAAUGUUGUAUCAGACAGAAUAAGAAGAGGCCGACUUGUUGAAUACUUAAUGUGGCCAGUCAAGCUCAAGGCCGGCUAAGGUUGGUGACACAUUUAGGCUAAUGUCCCGACCCCCCCUCUCGAGCUGCAGCCGUCUUCAUCCCAGCUCAUUAUGUGGUGCUGCAGGAGCAGGAGAAGUAGAGCGCAGAUGCUACCAGGCCACACAGAUGGUUAGCUUGUUCAGGGGACUGUCACGCCCUGUGGUACUUUGUGUGGGAAAUCUGACAGAUGUAAAAAGCCUGAUUGAUGCCUUUCAAAUCUUAUGAGGCUGCAUUUCCGGAUUUGUUUUAUUUCUCUCGUUCUCUCUCUUUUUCCUACGAGGACAUGGAAAUACAGAGCAAGCAUUGUUUAUGUCAAUUUACGAUGAGAUGUGUUCAGUCGUGGCUGUGCAGAGAUUGCCCCAGUAGAUCCACCUACACAAGAGAAGAGAAUGUAAAUCUGGACCAUGCAGAAGAGCGAUCAUUAGAGACACACAGCGGCUGCUUGGCAUUGCACUUGACCUCUGCUCAACAGGAACAGGGAAAUGAGGAUGACAUUUUCUCUUGGCUUUUUAGAGAUCUGCCAAAAGAAGGUUUUGUCUUAAGCUGUUGUGGAUUUGAUUGGUGACAUAUACUCAUAUGGAAAAAGGUAUAUGCUGUGUAAGAGCGUUGGCAAUGACAGUUGAGAACACAGAUGAAGAGGAACUUGUUUUUAUCCGGGUGGGACUUCACCACAGCGGACGUGCUGUGCAGACAGAAGAAGCCGUACAGAUGGUGGAAUGUGCCAAUUUCAGAACCGAAUAUGAUGAAAAAAAUGCUGCUUUGUUGCUUCACUGUUGAUGCACAUGGAAGCAGUACGAUAGUGUGGAGAGGUAUCCUGACUGUCUUCACACAUAGAGACAAACAAGGCCUGAAGCUCGCAGGCGUCUUUGUGUUAAACAUUGUUAACUCACAUAUUGAGCUGCAGCUAGGCCUUUAUUUUACUGUCAUUACACCAGCACGUGACAAAGCAGGUUGUUUCUUUUGACUUCAAACAACCAUGUGCUUCAGUUUCACAAAAUGGAAAAAAGUUAUCGGAAAACAAGUGCGACUGGUCGUCAGCAGGUUGUUGUCUCCUCAAAACCAGAAGUUUUGCCAAAACUUUUUCUUAACUUCCCCUUGGUGAGUUACUGGUUGCCUCUUGAGUUUUGAACAGCAGUGGGCGGUGAGCAUCCAGAGGUCAAGAGUGCACCGGUGUGUGGGCUUUCAGAGAACAGAGUAGGUGCUUGUGUUUUGUACAGUACAUGACUUGCUGGUACGUGUUGCCCUGAAAGAAUGAGAUUUACCAGGACUAUGUUCUGCUACAGCGAUUAAUAUCCUUCAGACGAGCUGUGGUGAAUGUGCUUAAAAAAGAACGUGUUUAUAUUUCAAAGCUGCAUGCUGACAUGAUUUUCGGUAACGAUCCAGCUUCUAUCUUCACAAUAAUUAUAGCUUUGUGUAUCCAUCUGAGGCUGCGGGACUUAAUUUGUGCUCAGGUAUGAGGUGGUUUAUCUCAUCCCAUUGCAUGGUAUAUAAGGGGGAUUUAACCUGCCAGUGGUUUGAUUUUUGUUGAUCAGCAACAUCAGUUAUGUGUCUCUGAAAUGUAGCAAUAUGAUUGGGUCCCCACACUUUUUUUAGUUUUGCAAAGUGAGGAUGUAAAGUUGAAUAAUGGCAGGAUUUAGUUUAUGUUUCAGAUUUUCUGUCUGGCUCUGGUUUUAACAGCUUGAGGGGAGACAUGCAGCACAGUAGCGUGUAACCACAGACCCGCGGAGCAAAGCAGCUGAGAGCUAAUCCUAACCCCAACCCCAGGGAGCAGGAAAUGACCCCAGCAAGAUAGGAUCAGGAGGACCGUCAUAAUAAAAGCAUCUCCGGCCUUGGAGUUUCACUGGGAGGAGGACAGAUCGAACAGGCAGGAAGUCCUGUGACAUGAGGCAUCCCUGGCUUCCUGGCUCGGAUGAGCUGCGAUGUGACAGCACCCUAGGGUUCGGGAAGCAGCAUCAAGUUGUAGACUUGCUUUGAGCUACGCUCUCUUCCUCUCCCUUUCCCUCCUCUAUCUCCUCCAUGACGCAGGAUUAGCAAGAUUAUUAUUUUUAUAGAGAAAUAUUAAUAAUAAUAACAAAAAAAGAGUUUUAUUACUGUACAGCUUUUGUAUGAGAACAGACGGUAAGGUGUUACAGUGUUUUUGUUUGACCUCAACUGUGCUGUGUGUAAUUGUUUUAUGCAUUUACAAUCAUAUUUAUUAAAUGGAAAGACGUCUGUUAACUGUGUUCUCAUUUUCUUACAAUAUUUGUAAAGAAAUACUAUGUAUUUGCGUAAGUAAUAUUCAACCUAUAAAGAAAACAAAACAA
Hippoglossus stenolepis (Pacific halibut) is the source of this 8345-nucleotide messenger RNA. Its product is annotated as VPS10 domain-containing receptor SorCS1. Gene Ontology annotation, biological process: post-Golgi vesicle-mediated transport. The coding region runs from base 234 to 3971 and encodes 1245 amino acids. Gene Ontology annotation, cellular component: membrane; Golgi apparatus. Gene Ontology annotation, molecular function: protein binding. NCBI's taxonomy places the organism in Eukaryota, Metazoa, Chordata, Actinopteri, Pleuronectiformes, Pleuronectidae. The transcript is spliced from 27 exons. The record is from RefSeq and is a predicted model, not a curated record.